Molecule: messenger RNA, 1428 nt
Organism: Nyctereutes procyonoides (raccoon dog)
Lineage: Eukaryota; Metazoa; Chordata; Mammalia; Carnivora; Canidae
Product: HLA class II histocompatibility antigen, DM alpha chain
Exons: 5
Coding region: 364-1161 (265 amino acids)
Biological process (GO): antigen processing and presentation of exogenous peptide antigen via MHC class II; peptide antigen assembly with MHC class II protein complex; immunoglobulin production involved in immunoglobulin-mediated immune response
Cellular component (GO): membrane; MHC class II protein complex
Molecular function (GO): MHC class II protein complex binding
Source: RefSeq, a predicted model, not a curated record
GAAGAGGAGCUUCCCCACUGCAGCCAACUGCCAGGAGGUGGUGCUGCUCUGAAGAGCCCAUUGCCUAGGUUACUGGCUUAAGCUGACAGCUUGGUACUACAGAGGGAUCCCCAGCAGGAGGCAGACAUCCCUCCAUUGUCUUCCCAGCCCAGUUACACACCCGACUCUGGCCUGGUGAAAGAGCCAAGUCUUAGAAGAGGUUGCUGGCACUGUGUCUCUCCCCAGCAACUGAUGAUGUUAAACCAUACACUUCUGUGAUUGGUUUAACCAAGUGAUAAAGGCAACUAUUGGAAAUAGCUGGUGGAACAUGAUCUGGGGAAGGAGUUCGGGGCCCUGGGUCAGCUGGUUGGUAGGUCUUAGCCCAUGGUGUGGUGUGAAGAUAUGGAUCAUGAGCAGAGGCAGGGAGCUGCACUGCUAAGGCUGUUACACCUCCUGUGGCUGCUGCCGUACUCCUGGACCGCCCCUGAAGCUCCUACUCUAGCAUGGCGGGAUGAACUGCAAAACCACACGUUCUUGCACACGAUGUACUGCCAGAACUGGAGUCCCAGCAUCGGACUCUUGGAAGCCUAUGAUGGGGACCAGCUUUUCUCCUUCAACUUUUCCCAGAACACUCGAGUGCCUCGCCUGCCUGAAUUUGCUGACUGGGCUCAGAAGUCUGGAGAUAUGCCCACCGUUUCCUUUGACAAAGCAUUCUGCCAAGCUAUGAUUGAGGAAAUAGGACCAAAACUUGAAGGGCAAAUCCCUGUGUCUAGAGGGUUUCCUAUGGUCGACGUGUUCACGUUGAAGCCCCUGGAGUUUGGCAAACCCAACAUGCUGGUCUGUUUUAUCAGUAAUCUCUUCCCACCCACGUUGACGGUGAACUGGUGGCAUCACUUGGACCCUGUGGAAGGAAUCGGGCCCACUUUUGUGUCCGCUGUUGAUGGAUUCAGCUUCCAGGCCUUUUCUUACUUAAACUUUACACCGGCACCCUCUGAUCUUUUCUCCUGCGUGGUGACUCAUGAGAUUGACAACUACACGGCAAUUGCCUAUUGGGUGCCCCAUGAUGCGCUGCCCUCUGAUCUUCUGGAGAAUGUGCUGUGUGGUAUAGCCUUUGGCCUGGGUAUGCUGGGCAUCGUUGUUGGCUUAGUCCUCAUCGUGUACUUCCGAAAGCCUUGCUCAUGAUUGAUAGUUCCUGACCAGAAUCUGGUGCCAGCAGGGUCAACCAUGCAUGCAGUGGGAACUCACGUUUCUGGCAUCCUGCCCAGGAUCUCCCUUUCUCAGAGCAGGAGUCCCCAGGAUGCCUCUGGGAGUGUAUGCGUGAGGAUGUGUACAAGUUUCUCAGCUGGGGCUCUACUGUGCCUGGACUUGCACCCAGGGGUACCCAGAACGGCUUACUUAUCACAACCACAUUCCUUCCCACUUCAGGGCAAUAAAUCUUAUUUCUUAAUA